This is a messenger RNA of Rotaria sp. Silwood2, 273 nucleotides long. Lineage: Eukaryota; Metazoa; Rotifera; Eurotatoria; Philodinida; Philodinidae. The record is from the annotation of a GenBank genome assembly.
AUGGAGCACGAAACAAAAAAACUCCAUAUGUCUCUCAAAUCUAAAUUAAAAAAUGUAAUACGUUUAACACGUGAUCCUGAAAAUUCUGAAUACUCUUCUUGUUCAUUAGUAUCUAUUAAAAAUCCAUAUAUUCUUUCUAUUGAUAUUGGUACAUCAUCAAUUCGUGCUUAUUUAUUUUCAAAAUCAUUUGAAAUCAAAUCUUCAAGUCAAACAUCACAAACAAUUCAUUGUCCUGAACCACAUGCUUUUGAAUUAGAACCUGAAGAAUUUUAA